Synchiropus splendidus (mandarinfish) is the source of this 1880-nucleotide messenger RNA. RefSeq names its product cytochrome P450 2J2-like. Gene Ontology annotation, cellular component: intracellular membrane-bounded organelle; cytoplasm. Gene Ontology annotation, molecular function: heme binding; oxidoreductase activity, acting on paired donors, with incorporation or reduction of molecular oxygen, reduced flavin or flavoprotein as one donor, and incorporation of one atom of oxygen; iron ion binding. Bases 1 to 1572 code for a protein of 523 amino acids. Gene Ontology annotation, biological process: xenobiotic metabolic process. The record is from RefSeq and is a predicted model, not a curated record. NCBI's taxonomy places the organism in Eukaryota, Metazoa, Chordata, Actinopteri, Syngnathiformes, Callionymidae. The transcript is spliced from 8 exons.
AUGGAGUCUCUGCUAGCAAAGCUCCAGUUGGAGUGGCUCAGCUGCAGCACUCUUCUUUUAUUUCUCUUUGUCUUUCUCUUGGUGUUUGAUAUGGUGAAGUUUCGGAUUCCUAAAAACUUCCCACCUGGACCGUGGUCUCUUCCUUUCAUUGGCGACAUGCACCGCGUGGACACCCAGAGAAUACACCUACAGUUAGCGCAGCUUGCAGAGAAGUACGGAAACAUUUACAGUCUUCGUCUCUUCGGGUAUCGGGUGGUGGUCUUGAAUGGCUACAAAGCCUUCCGAGAAGCCAUGGUUGUAAAUGGAGAGGACUAUGUGGAUCGCCCCAUCGUACCCCUUUUUGAUGACGUGCUUCAAAACAGAGGUGUGUUUUUCUUGUUUAUGAUAUUCUACUCCAUAGCUUGGCAUCUCACUUUGUCAAUAAUGUGUGUCAUCCGAGGUCUGCUCAUGACAAACGGAUAUCUGUGGAAGAAGCAGCGGAGGUUUGCUUCUCAUACGCUUAAGAAUUUCGGUCUUGGAAAAAAAACGCUGGAGCCGUCGAUACGAGAGGAAGCCAACUAUCUCACCGAGGCCUUUGGCCAGUAUCAAGGCAAACCCUUCAAUCCACGAUCUCUGAUCACAAACGCGGUUUCUAACAUCAUCUGCUGCCUGGUUUUCGGUGAGCGAUUCCAGUAUGACGAUGAGAAAUACCGAGGUAUCAUCAAAAUGUUCAAAGACUCGCAUGCUGCUCAAGAAUCUAUUUGGAUUCAAGUUUACAACACGGUCCCCCGUCUGAUGAGAUUGUUCCCUGGACCUCAUCAGAGGUUCUUCUCGGUGGUUCGGUCAAUCCAGCAUUUCCUGGACAAGAUGAUACAGGAGCACAGAGAAACCCUGGAUCCGUCCUCACCAAGAGACUACAUUGACUGUUUCCUGAUAGAAAUGGGGCAGAAUGAAGAUAAAGAGGCCGGCUUUGAUCUUGAUAAUUUGUCUCUCGCUGCUCUGGACUUGUUUGCGGCUGGAUCUGACACAACAACCACAACUCUGAGAUGGGCUCUGGCUUACAUGACGUAUUAUCCAGAAGUACAAGAGAGGGUUCACGCUGAGAUCGACGCUGUGGUUGGCUCGUCUCGACAACCCUCCAUGGAUGACCGGGACAACAUGCCGUACACCAACGCAGUGAUCCAUGAGACCCAGAGGAUGGGCAACAUUAUACCACUGAAUGCCAUGCGAAUGACGUCCAAAGAGACCAAGCUGGGCAAAUACACAAUACCAAAGGGAACUCCUAUCAUGCCCACGCUGGACUCCGUUUUAAAUGAUGAGUCUGUGUGGGAGACGCCACACUCCUUCAACCCCGAACAUUUCCUGGACAAAGACGGAAAGUUCAGGAAGAGAGAGGCCUUUGUCCCAUUUUCAGCUGGCAAACGUGUGUGUCUCGGGGAGCAGCUGGCAAGGAUGGAGUUGUUCCUCUUCUUCACUUCCCUCAUGCAGAGAUUUUCCUUCUCUGUGCCUAAUGGGGCGAGGCCAAGUCUGGACUACACUUUAGGAUUUGUUCGCAGCCCCAAAGAUCAGCAAAUCUGUGCCAUCACUCGAUAAAACAUCAACUAAAAGGUCGUAGCAUAACUCUGGCAAACCCAAAACCUAACCUAAAACGCUCAAAUUAAGAGUAUAGCAGUCUCAACGAUAUCUUCAUACACUCGUACGUCUACAGUACUUCAUCAAAAGCUAGAGGAAAGUGCUUGCCUUUGACCUUUGUGUUGCUCAGAUACGCAUUUAUAUCCACUAUAAUCUUGCCAAACUAGUUUAACGCAGCUAAGCUGAAAGAUACCUUGAUACCAAACACAGUUCACAGAUGAUGUGUAACUUCUCCAGACAAGCCAAACAGGCUUGUGAGUAACUGCACU